Messenger RNA from Anopheles nili, 4680 nucleotides. RefSeq names its product neurotactin (gene Nrt). The record is from RefSeq and is a predicted model, not a curated record. Bases 1 to 2661 code for a protein of 886 amino acids. The transcript has 2 exons. Lineage: Eukaryota; Metazoa; Arthropoda; Insecta; Diptera; Culicidae.
AUGGGCGAAACCGAUGAGAAGGAAACCGCACCGGCGGCGACAACAAACGAAACGCAAAAACCGGAAACUCCCCAACCAAGCGCGGACGGGUCCGAGGUAGAGCCGAAGGAGACGGAAAAGCUGCUCGGAAACGUCACCUCGGAGCAGGAGCCGGUGGCCACGGACGAGAAGCCACAGACCAAGGCCGGUAGCGAAAGUGUCGCUGUGCCGAACGGAGAAGAGAUCAUCAACAUACCGGAAGAGGAGGUCGGUGGCGGGGGCACGACCGAGGAGGGCAAAAAGGACACCGUCGAGGAAUCGGGCAAAACGGACAAACCUAACAAGGUACAGGCGGAGGAACGCGAGGUAAAGCCGAAGAAGGUCCCAGCGGGCGCAUUCAAACUGCCCGGCUUCUUCAACAAGAACAAGGACAAGCCCAAGGAAGCGGACGGCGCAGACAACGAGCUGUUGGAAAAGAACGGUGGUGAGCCCGGGGAGGGCAAGGACGCAGCCAAGGCUGCCGAGGAGGGCAAGGCAGGUGCGGAGGAGAAACCGAAGCGAACGGGUGGAUUCUUCGCCAACCUGAAACUACGCAAUCCAUUCGCCAAGAAAUCGGCAGCUCCGGAAGGUGGUGCAGAGGGCGCAGAUAAGGUGCCUGAGGAGGAGGAAAAGGACGAAGUGACGGCGGAAGCCACAGACAAACCGGUCGGAGCAGAAGAAGUGGCUGGAGACGCUCCCGAAGAGAAAAAGCCCACGGACGAGGAACCGGACGUGCAAGCACCUCGCAAAGGACUGCUGGAAGCGUUGCGAGUGCCACUGGCAAGCAUUAUCCCGAAGCGUUUUAAGCCGGUUGCAAAUGGAGAACCUGAGGACGACAUUGAACUGGGCAAGACACCGAAGAACCGAGCUGGACUGGCCUCGAUGGAGACAUUGGACGACUCGCUGAAGGACGCCGACACUAAGGACACGGUGGACAAGGCUGGUGCCAACGGGACGGACGCGGAAGCGUUGGUUAAGUCGGAUGACAAGGAGGCGAAGGAUAAGGCGGCCGAGGCGGAAGAGGACGCUCAGGAACGUAGCCUACUGCAGCGAGUGCAGUCCUAUCGGUGCUCAGUCGAUGACAUCGCCAUCAUCGCCGGAGUGAUGAUCUUCUUGAUCCUGGUCGCGUUGAUCAUCGCGUUCACCUUCGUAGGCAAGAGCGAACCAAUCACGGCUCCAGUACGUGACGGCAAGUACAUCGAGACGGUGACGAACUGCGGCCGUGUCGAGGGCAUCCUUGAGGACGGUUCGUUCGCGUUCCGAGGUAUCCCAUAUGCAGUGCCACCGGUUGGACCGCGGCGCUGGAAGGCGGCCCAACCUAUUGAGAACAUUGAGCACUGCUGGAACGGCACGCUAAAGGCGCAUAACUCCACGGAUGUCUGCUGGCAGUUCUACGCCGAUGGCAAGGUAGAUGGCGCCGAAGAUUGCCUCACGCUAGACGUCAUUACUCCCCACGUGCGCUACGACAAUCCGCUACCAGUUGUGGUGUUGGUUGGUGCUGAAUCCUUCACCGGUGACUCACCCGGCAAGCUGCGUCCAUCGACUCGAUAUGCUCGCGCACGAGACGUCAUUUUCGUGCGUCCAAACUUCCGGUUGAAUGUGUUCGGUUUUCUGGCGUUGGAGCAGCUUACCAAGGCAACACAUCCACCUACUUCCGGCAACUAUGGACUGACAGAUCUGAUCGUGGCACUGAAGUGGAUCCAGCUGAACAUCCCGCACUUUGGAGGUGACCCGAAAUCGGUGACGUUGUUCGGACAUCGAGCUGGUGGAACGCUUGUUACUGCUCUUGCGUCAUCAAACAAGACGAACAAGCUGUUCGCACGAACCUGGGUGUCUUCCGGUGCGUCCAUCUUCCCUGGCAAGCCGCUGGUUGACUCUGAGAAAGCAAAUGCACUCUACAUGGGCAAGGUUCGGUGCGAAACAGCCGAGUGCCUGUUGGACAAGGAGGACGAAGAGAUCCUCGACGCGGUACCGGACGUAUGGCGUCGCACUUUCCCCGACCUACCGGCCGCUGAUGAGAACACGACAGCCCAGCACGAGUGGCUCGUGUUGGAUGGCAACAUCAUGCAGCAACACCCGGCUGACGUGUGGAGCGCGGACGUAUCCAACACCGUGCGGUACGUGAUCGGGUCUACAACCCACGAGGCGCACAACUCAAAGCUACACCUGAAGUACACCGAAUGGACUCCGGAGCUGGUGACACGCCAUGUCAACGAGAGCGUAGUCGGGCAGCUGGGACUUACUGAGGAGGCACUACGUCGAUAUAACGCCACCUAUCAGGGUCUGGUUGCGAUGGUGUCGGACAUCCGCACCGUCUGUCCACUGCUCACGAUCACGGAGAAGCUGCAGAGCUCACAGUUCUACGUGGUAUCGCAGACGGGUGGCGAACUGGGCAUGGCCGACGUUGACUCCGACGUACAAGCCAUCUUGGGACGUUACGAACCCAAGACACCCGAACAACGGCGGUACGUGACGGCGAUCCAACAGCUGUUUUACCACUAUGUAUCGCACGGGGAGAUCAAGCACGAGCUGCGGAGAAAGCUGCUCGACGUCGGCCAGGACGCGCUGCCGACCUACAACACCGACAAUUGCCUGUUCUGGAUCAAGAACGAUGUUGUGCCGCGCUACGCACGGCUUGAUUAAGGUGCCAGGAGUGAACCAAAAAUCAACGACUUGACAGAUUGACGGACGGACGGCGAAAGACCGGUUCCGGCGAGACGGACGAAGGACGAAGGACGAACGACAGUAGGACGUCAUGUAACAAAACGCGGGACUCGGUUCCCGAGGGCAGUUGUAGCGUUUAAGUAUCGAAAAUUAUAAACCACAAUCUUUAAGACAAUGCGACCAGUUAUACACUAUACAAUUAUACAAGUAUGUAAUCGUAGUAGCCAAGCCGAUAUUUGAACCGAGGAAAGAACACAGCCACACUUGCCAAACCGCGGAAAGUCGCUCCUGCAGAGGGUCCUGCACCCAGACAUAGCUCAAGAGCCUUUUAGAAUCGGAAAAUUAGUGAGAAGGCUGUAGUUUCGCUACUUCCUUUGUACUAGUUUACCCUUCCGAGCGCAUUAGAGGGAAGGUUUUGAUAAACACUUUUUCUCUGGAUUUUUUGUACUACAUAUUGCGAUCCUGACGGAGGAUGAUCCUUAGCUGUAAUAUUCGUAGCGACAGUAUUCCGGAUGGCGAGUGUCUGUGUGUUUAUGAGCUCAACCCAUCAAAAUCACCUUUUGCAGCAUUAUUAUCAUCAAAUAUCAUGAUUAUCAUCACACAAUGAGCGAAAGUAGAUUUCAUACGCCCGGAAAAGAGGGCACGACCGGUGUCGCCUUCUAGCUGGCAGCUUCAUUUUCGUAUGCAAUUCGACGUUGGCUUGUUCAGUUUGAUUUUCCGCGCUCCGUUACAUUCUGGGGCAUUUUGUGGCUUUUUAAUAUAUAUGUAAAAGUAGCGAAGGUUGAGUUUUCUCUUCUUUGAAAAGAAGUAUGAGCUUCUAUUUUUCAUCUAAAAACUAACCAAUAUAAUGCGUUGCCGUUUCUAAGCAAGGAAAUGGUUUGAGAAAUCUAAUCAUGAAACUCUCAUUUUGUACGCAUACUAACUUAUGAGUACACCUUUCACAGGUCUCUUCUUGGGAGACUGCAGGAUAAAUUUUAGCAUUCAAAGUAAGAAUAGAUAGCAGGAACACGACUAGAACUGAGACGGUACGCAACGUUGAGAAAUUAAAUGAAAUCGAAAUGACAUACGUGUAAAGACGUUUAAGGUAAUAUGGUACAGCAAAGUGUGAAUGUUUAAUAUAUUAAAAGCAAAGUUUACGCAACCUGAACAGAGUCGUAUGAGAUAAGUUGAACAAGAUCAACAAGGACAUAGUUUUGAUCAAACAGGAUGAAAAGGACAAAGGUCAUAUGUGAUUGAAUGACUAGAGAAUGGAAAUAAAGGGAAAAAGUGAAGGAGAAAGAGUGAGUUGAAAAGAUAAGGUAAACGCGAAGAGGUGUUAGCGAUCGUAAUUUUAGCAGAAACCCGCAGGCGAACGCAUCCUACGUGUAUUUGUUGUAAUUUAUAUUCUAUUUGAUAGUUUUUAAUUACGAUAUGUCCUACUUUACGGUCAUUUUACACUCCUCCACCUGAUAGGCAUUUCCGAGGCGUUUUAAGUUUUUUUCUACCCCACUUUCUGCAACAUACCUAACAUAAUCGUGUAAAAUCUACCCCUUGGCUUGUGUGUAUGUUUAUGCUAUAAAGUACCCGUACCGCUUAAGUUAAUUUCUGUCCGACUACUCUAAAAGGUCAACUACUACCGAAAAUAAGGUACUACAUAAUGACGCUACAAAAAACAGGAACGCGAACGAGGCAACCAAUGAGCGAUCCUGUACAAUUUGAAACCGUGAACAAUACUCAGCCAAUGCUCCUGUAUGCAUUUACUUCAGUCAAUCCAGGAGAAACUAGUUGAACAUCCUAUUUAUCGUACUAGCGAUGCAGCUCUUCUUUUGCUACCGCAUAUUUCUUUGUCACAAUUCAGACACAUAAAACAACGUACAGUUUCAGCAUCAUUAGUCGUGAGCGUUCGUGCAAAAAUGCAGCAGUAGCAUAAAGAGUACGAGAGGUAGUGAAAUAGAACGAGGAAGCGAUGCAAUCUGUAAAGUAUUAGCAUGCUAUUGAAACAAAAGGAAUGAAGUAAAA